This is a messenger RNA of Nylanderia fulva, 1037 nucleotides long. RefSeq lists its product as uncharacterized. The record is from RefSeq and is a predicted model, not a curated record. Lineage: Eukaryota; Metazoa; Arthropoda; Insecta; Hymenoptera; Formicidae.
UGUAAAGAAAUCAAUAGAUUAAUCCUUAUGGGAAGGUCUGAAAAUGUAAUGUAUAAGUUGUCACAAGAUAUAAGUCUAGUCUAGUUUACUAUAAAUACUUGGUAUUGCACAAGGCCAAAUAGGACAGAGAGUUAAAAAUAAGUAAAUUCAUAACAGUGCUUGUCGUAGCAAUUCUCUCAUCAGUAACUGAAAGAGCAUCUUCUGGUUAAAAUCACAAAUUUAUGCUAUAGCUAGUGAGUCCGUUUAUGUGAAAAAAAUAAAAGCAGUGAACAAUUACACACAAGAGUUUCUCUUAUGAUUACGCAACAUCAUUAACUUCGUUAAGAAAAGUCUUGUCUUGCAUUGUGUACUGAAUGAUUAUUGUGACAAACAUCUGUGAAGAAUAAAUUGAUAGCAGCUGUAGAAAAAACAAAAUGAUCAAUGUGACAAUGUGGUUUUUUAUACUUUUUUAUUCAUUAUUUAUAUUACGAAAAUCUGAAACUGCAAGUGAUGUAAUAUCUGUAAAAGAAGUGAAAGCUGGACACUUAGCUGAGCUUCCAUGCUUAAGCAUUGAUGAACAUCAUCGUUUUAUGUUCUGGCAACUUGGAAAUAACGAUGUCAUUGGUCCAGGAAAUCCUUUAAAUGCAAAGAAAUAUAAUUAUGAAGUAUUGACUGGCACACUUCAGAUAAGAGGUGUGUCAACAGCAGAAUCUGGAUUUUAUAAAUGUAUUUCGAAAGGUUUAUUCGACGAGUCUAAAUUGAAGAUUAAUUCUGUUGAAUUAAUAGUAAAAAAUGAUUGGGAAAAAGUUUGGGAAAAUGAUUUUGAGGUACCUCUUAUAAUUAUAAAAAAUAUAUUAAAGUGUUAAGUAACUACAUUGAAUUAUACUUAAAUUUUAUGCUUAUAUUACAAUGCAGCUAAAACCUAGAAAAAUUUUACAAAUAAGUUAUAUUAAAUAAUUUACAAAUAAUUUAUUCUGCAUUUGUUGUACGUACUUGUACAGUGGCGUCCAAAGCUGAAGAUCGUGAUGGUUCUAUAAAAUUGUCUUCCACAAUAUUAA